Molecule: messenger RNA, 1572 nt
Organism: Dothidotthia symphoricarpi CBS 119687
Lineage: Eukaryota; Fungi; Ascomycota; Dothideomycetes; Pleosporales; Dothidotthiaceae
Exons: 5
Coding region: 1-1572 (523 amino acids)
Source: RefSeq, a predicted model, not a curated record
AUGUCUGGUGCAGUCGCUCCACCCAACAAGGAUGGCGCGGUAGACAAGUUUACUAUGGAUGAUGAGCGUCCCUUCGAUUCAUACAUCGCUAAAUAUAACGCUGAGAAGGAGUUGAAGAAAAAUCCUGCCCUCCAAGCAGAAUUACAUGGACAAAGGACUGCAACGUCUUCCGGUCCAAAUACACCUAAACGGAAAAGAUCUCGCGUCUUCUCGCCGAUAGACGUACUGCCCCAUUUUACCUAUCCAAUUUUCGUACCGAAAAAGAACCUAGGCGCUCUGGGCAAACUCUUCGAUACGAUAUCAUUGAUAAGCACCGAUGUCAAUCACGAUUUUCUCAAUAAGCUUGCUGAUUAUGGAGUUUUCUACAGAGCUGUGAGGUCACUCGCUCCUACGAUUAUCCACGUUUCAUCUCUUCUUUCCAUCGUCACUACCGAGGGCCACGGUGCCCCCGGUCGUAAGCGCUCCCUACGAAGUAUUUGCUCGAGCCCAAGCCUGCUGUCAAGCAAUAUCAAGACUGUCUAUCCCAUGAUCCGGUUCACAGAACCCGCAGAUCUCGGGCCAACUACCAGCCAAUUAUAUAGCACCGGCAACAGCCCACAUGUAGUCACAAAAGACAGCUUCGAAUACUUCCUGCAAUUGCUGCUGAAUGACCAACAAGAGAUGAUCCAGAAGGUGAUCGUCUUAUCAGAUCGCACUAACAACCCUGUCCAUCUCAUCCCAGCAACCUCGGGAUCACCUCCUCAUCUUAACCGCCGAGUCGCCCAUCCUCCACCGCCAGAUUGCCCAACACCUAUCCCGAGUGUCCACGACAACGACUACCAUGUCCUCAGCACCUCCAACUCUCAACUCCCCAUCACGCGCCCACACUACCCCCUCUACACUCCCACCAUGAGCGUCCCCAAACGUGAACACAUCGAAGACCUCACCGCACACGAAUGGUGCCAAACCCUCCUCUUCGACCCGACUAUAACCCGCGUUUCCAAGCGCAUGAUCCCGGAUGAACGCAAAGACGUGUCGAACUCGUUCUUCACGCAAACGCUCUUCACCGACGACGCGGUCCGCGCCUACAUCACGCUGUACCGGGCUGCCAAGCAGGGGGGAGAAGCCGGCGCUGGGGACGCCGUCUUUACCAGCGCAGCGCCGACGCUAGACGGGCAGGGGUACGAGGGUGACGCGGCGCGCCAGCGUGAACGGCAGGGGCCGCGGGAGGAGAAGGUCUGGGACCCCGCGGAUCCGGAUACGGCGGAGGGUAUUACGCUCGUGUCGCUGGGCGAGGGGAUAGACGGCGGGGUGAGGCGGCUGCAUGGUGGUGUUUCGGCGACAUUGUUGGAUCAGGUCAUGGGCACGCUGAUAUCGUAUGUGUAUGAGAAUACGUGCGCGACGUCGGAGUUGAGGGUCAAGUAUCUGAAGGCAGUUGUUACGCCGUGUGUGCUGCUCUGUCGGGCGAAGAUCGUUAGGGAGGUGGGGAGGUGGGUCGAGGUUGUGGGGUGGGUUGAAGAUGGGUGUGGGACUGUGUUUGCGGAGGCUUGGGGCGCUUUUGUGUUGUCUAAGGCUGGGUCGUCGAAUUUGUAG